Messenger RNA from Triticum urartu, 468 nucleotides. The record is from RefSeq and is a predicted model, not a curated record. NCBI's taxonomy places the organism in Eukaryota, Viridiplantae, Streptophyta, Magnoliopsida, Poales, Poaceae.
AGGUUUGGGUAGACCAUGGUUCUACACAAUAUUUUCGGACAAAAAUACAAGUCCCCUGGAAAUGCCUAUGUUGAAGGUGAUGCCUCAAGUGCGAGCUAUUUCUUGGCUGGUGCUGCCAUCACCGGAGGGACUGUGACUGUUGAAGGUUGCGGCACCACCAGUUUGCAGGGUGAUGUGAAAUUCGCUGAGGUACUUGAAAUGAUGGGAGCUAAGGUUACAUGGACUGACACUAGUGUAACUGUUACUGGCCCACCGCGUCAGCCCUUUGGAAGGAAACACUUAAAGGCUGUCGAUGUCAACAUGAACAAAAUGCCUGACGUGGCCAUGACUCUUGCUGUUGUUGCUCUCUUUGCCGAUGGUCCAACUGCUAUCAGAGAUGGUAAACUUUCUAUGGCCUUCCAUACCUCAUUAGUAGAAAAUAGGGCUUUGUUUCAGGCCGGGUCAGCCCAUUAGUCCCGGUUCAGUCCA